This is a messenger RNA of Sordaria macrospora k-hell, 828 nucleotides long. RefSeq lists its product as uncharacterized. Lineage: Eukaryota; Fungi; Ascomycota; Sordariomycetes; Sordariales; Sordariaceae. The record is from RefSeq and is a predicted model, not a curated record.
AUGUCAUUCGUCAACUUCAAUGCCGACGACGGUAGCGAUCACCCCUCUCACUCCAGCAGCAACGACAACGACAUCGACCGUGGUCUGUCCAGCUCCGCCGCAGCACCUGAAUUACCCGAGUUUGACGACGAGCUUCACGAUCCCUUUGAUCUCGGCGACCUUUUCGACGUUCUCACCGAGGAUUACGUCGCUGACACUGACGUUAGUCGUGCUGCUCUGGUUGAGGCCGACCUCACCUGCGGCAUAGAGCAUUUUCUGAGUGGUCUCAACAACGACGAGAGACCUCAUUUCGUUUCCCGCGACUAUCUUGUCACCGCUGGCGAGAUCGCUGGCGAGCCCGCCUUCCAAUCCAUCGUCGACCCCCUCGGUCGUAUCUUUCUCUCUGUCCUCGAGGACAACGGCGAUCUCGCAACUGAUCUUCAGCGCUCUAAACACAAACUUGGUGUCGCCCGCCGUAUCGCCGACGACCGUCAAGCCGACUUCGAUACUCUCAACCUCGAACACAUCGCGCUCAAGCAGGAACUCGAGGACCUCAAAGCAACCAUAUCCGCGGCCCCUACCGGCAUCGUGGCUGGCGCCCCUCUGCCCAGACGUGUCAUUGAGGACCCUCCCGCGUUCGAUGGCAAGGAAAAGGAUCCCGCUCGCCGCUGCGAGGCUUUCCGUGCUUGGAAGUUCCGCAUUGUUACCGCCUGGCGCAUUGAUGCCCCCCAUUAUCAGACCGAGGAUGUCAAGAUCCUUCGCGCUGCCAUGCUGCUGGGCCCGGAACUUCUCUCUAGCAUCCAGGCGGACCUCGAGGCCAUAAUGAUGGAACCCGAUGAGGACAAAUGA